Molecule: messenger RNA, 1142 nt
Organism: Anguilla rostrata (American eel)
Lineage: Eukaryota; Metazoa; Chordata; Actinopteri; Anguilliformes; Anguillidae
Gene: zmat5
Product: zinc finger, matrin-type 5
Exons: 6
Coding region: 190-711 (173 amino acids)
Cellular component (GO): U12-type spliceosomal complex
Molecular function (GO): zinc ion binding
Source: RefSeq, a predicted model, not a curated record
UGUGGUAAAACCGGAAACGACUACAACUUCAUUUAGCUCUUCGCUAGUUCAUGUUUGUGAUAAGGAACGAAGAAUAGUUCUGCGAUUAGUUAUGAGCUAUUUAUUAGUUUUCCCGUAGUGUAUUUGCAGUGCAUUAUAUGUGAAACAGACCGCACGUCUAACAGCAAGCGUUUGAGCCAGAGUGCAGAAAUGGGGAAGAGGUAUUACUGUGACUACUGCGACCGCUCCUUCCAGGACAACAUGCACAACCGCAAGAAGCACCUGAACGGCGUCCAGCACCACCGAGCCAAGCAGGCCUGGUUCCACAGCUUCAGAGAUGCUGCAGCCAUACUGUCUGAGGAGCAAUCCAAGAAACCCUGCAGGAAAUUUAUCCAGACAGGGCAGUGUGGGUUUGGAUCCAGCUGCAGAUUCUCUCAUAUGACGGAGAAGGACAUUGCCAGCCUGGAAUGGCAGAUAGAAGAUGAAAGGCGCCGAGCAGAGGAGCCAGCGGGUGGGGGCGUGUCCCCAGAGCGCAGCGCAGCUGAUUGGCUGUCCCGCAGAGAGAAGAGACUGGCCCUGCACAGCAGCGGACGACUGGAGGAGGAAGAGGAAGCGUCUCCACAGGCCAGCGAUGUGCCCCCCCACUUCCUCUCCAUACCCAACCUGCCCCCCUCCCUCUUGCCCCCACCCCCCACAGGGUGGCGGGACGCUCCCAAUACGGAGUGGGGUUAAAGGUCACUCAGGUUUCCCAGCAUCUCGGGCACAGUUGACUGGAGAGAGUUCCGGAAGCACUGGCUGAGAGGAACGAGCAGGGAAACAGGAGGUGUGUUGAAAUUGAAACUGUUAUGAGUUGUGUGCCUCUGAACAUUGUAGGACACUUUCUGAUGCCCACACAGGAACAUAUCUGGAUCAUGUGAAAAGUUUUACAUUUUUGUUUGCUUGUUUUCAGUUCAGUGUGUUCAAACCUAUUUUUUUCUGCUUAUUGAGGAAAUCAAGCCUCUUUUUAUUCAUUUGAAUUUGAAUUUAGAAUUUGCUAAAUGUGCUGUAGUUGUAAUGUCUAUAAAAAUGUAUACAUCUAUUUUUUUUUUAAUAGAUGUUUUGAUAUGUCUCAUUACGUUUUGGUAAUAACACAUACAUUUUUUUAUUAAAUGGUGCUUCUGUUA